AUAUAUCGCCAGCGGGGAAUCAGGUCGACGGCCGAUGACGACAAAAAUGUGGUGGGACACUGCACGAAUCCAGGAGACAGUUACGAGGCAGUUCAUAUAUUCCAAUCUUUCGCCUUUUGAUUGCGAACUCAUCAGCCGCCCGGUCGUCUCCAGGGGCGGCUUGACCGACCGAUCCUAUGGAUGUCUGAUAUUGGAGAGAGCGAAGCGGAUAUUCCUCAUUUUGUUAGAUCUCGGCUGCCCAGAGCGUAUAUUUGCCGCUCUAGAAAACUCGUGGGAUGACAAUGACCUCCCCCUUGACCCUGAACAAGCGCAGCAGUUGUUGAGCUCACAACCCGACGGUACCAAAGUCGGCGAUCGACGACUCGAACGCAGCUUUUGCGAACGACAGUUCAAGUACCUCUUGAGAUUCCCCCGCAAGGGAGAGCACCUGACCUAUCAACCCCUGGAAUUGGUGCCCCUCGACAUCGCUCGCGAGCCCUGGAAACCGCUGAGGGAAACCAGCAGCAAGAUCAUUGACAGUGUCAGCUUGCCACAGUACCCUGGCCAGACUUUUGAGCGAAGACGAUUCAGGCUGGCAUCAUUGGGCGGCGGUGCAUAUGUGGGAAAGGAUGAAAUCUGCCAGGAGAUUGAACAAGCUCGCACGCUGCAGAGUGUUCAUCUUGUUUCGUACUUUUGCUCGUACCAACAUCAGGACCAUAUCUACGUCCUUUUCGAGCCUGCCUCGGCGAGCAAAAGAAGAUCUCUCAGGACAUUGCUGAGAUCAACCACAACCGACACGGCCAGUCCCGUAGCAUUUGUCAGGAGAACAAGACCAAGAAGAAACGGCGGCGUGAACGGGGUGCAUACGCAGCCGUUGCGGGUUCUCAACUGGGUCAAUUGCCUAGCUGGCACGCUCUGCAUGAUACAUGGGAUUGGCUUGGCCCACGGCAACAUCAAGCCCUCUACCAUUAUGGUAAGAGACGACGAGGAUAUUCUCCUGUCCGAUUUUACGAGAUUAAACCCAUCAGUCUUGGCAAGAGCCGAGGGUCUAGAUAGCUUCGACAAUGAAGCGUACAACUAUGCUGCUCCCGAGCAAUGGAUCCGCACUACGUCAUCCCUGGUGCGUGAUAGAAGUCUUGAGCUGCCGCACCCAGCCAUAAGAACUGACGAGUCCAGAAACUUUGGAAUUCCUCGAGCAUCCACCGACAGUGACCGUACACGUUUGAUAGGCAGCCCUCUUACGGCAGGUGUCACAGCACCAGGCUGGCUCGACCCCAGGGCUGCCGACGUGUUUUCCCUCGGCUGCAUCAUACUCGAGAUGCUCGGGCUUCUGCUGGGGAUCUCGAGCAAAGCCUUCGCCGAACAUCGAGCUGCGAAGCAAAAAACCCAUGGGCGUGGCAGCUCGAUCCCCGACUCGUCGUACCAUCGUAAUCUCGGUCAAGUGGAGGGGUGGAUGGAGUUCUUAGCUAAAAAGGCAACGUCUCAAGACAGAAAAGACAUGACGGAGGGUUCUCGGGAUGUCAAUGUCUUUGCGGCGGUUGUCCCCUUGCUCCACAUGACAGCACGAAUGCUGGCUGUCAAUGCCAUGGGUCGGCCAUCCAUGGAGGAGGUCGAAAGAGAGACGUAUCAAAUACUGACCGAAGUAUGUGGAAUCGACAAGCCGCACUGCAUUUCCAGUCGGAAUGCAUAUGCGCAGGCUGAGCCCACAAGCUCCCAAGCGAACGGCAACUGCUCGAUACCUACAGCGGCUUUUCCGACUGUAAUUACCAGCGACGAGGAGAGUGAGCCCACGAUGAUGGCCGUGUUGAGAACGGAGAGGACUAGUUCACCACCGUUGACUCUCUGUAGCGGGUUGGAGAAGAUCCGAGACUUGCGUAUCAAGAGCAAGUAA
Pyricularia oryzae 70-15 is the source of this 1870-nucleotide messenger RNA. Its product is annotated as serine/threonine protein kinase. The transcript has a single exon. Bases 35 to 1870 code for a protein of 611 amino acids. Gene Ontology annotation, biological process: protein phosphorylation. Gene Ontology annotation, molecular function: ATP binding; protein kinase activity. The record is from RefSeq and is a predicted model, not a curated record. Lineage: Eukaryota; Fungi; Ascomycota; Sordariomycetes; Magnaporthales; Pyriculariaceae.